AUGGCGCCGUCAAUCGAGCCCCUCCACACCACCACGCCCGCCGCUAAAUCCACUAUCCUCGAGCAAAUCGGCAAUAGUCCCCUCGUCCGCCUGAACAAGAUCCCGCAGUCCCUCGGCAUCGAGGCACAAGUAUGGGUCAAGUGCGAGUUCUUCAAUGCCGGCAGCAGCGUCAAAGACCGCAUCGCCCUGCGCAUGAUCGAGAAGGCCGAGCAGAGCGGCAGGAUAAAGCCAGGCGAUACACUGAUUGAGCUACAAGCGGCAACACAGGCAUUGGCCUCGCACUCCAUUCGACAGCCUGAAUCACACAUCGGCGUGGCUCGCAGACUACAGAAGGAGAUCCCCAACGCCCAUAUCCUCGACCAGUACGGCAACCCGGACAACCCACUCGCCCACGAGCACGGCACUGCGGAGGAGAUGUGGACGCAGACCGAGGGCAAGAUCACUGCUGUCGUGGCCGGCGCAGGCACAGGCGGCACGAUCACCGGCAUAGCGCGUGGCCUGCAAAAGCACAACAAAGACAUCAAGAUCAUUGCUGCCGAUCCCAAAGGCUCUAUCCUCGCUCUCCCUUCAACCCUCAACGACGACGGCGCCAACGAGGCGUACAAAGUUGAGGGCAUUGGCUACGACUUCAUUCCAGACGUCCUCGACCAGCAGCUCGUCAACACCUGGUACAAGACCAACGACCGUGACUCCUUCCACUACGCCCGCCGCCUGAUCGCCGAAGAAGGCCUGCUGGUUGGCGGCUCGUCUGGCUCCGCGAUUGCCGCCCUCGUUGCCGCCCAUCGAGACGGACAUUUCACGAAAGACGACGUCGUGGUCGUCGUUCUGCCGGACAGCAUCCGCAGCUACCUCUCGAAAUUCGCCGACGACGACUGGCUCGCCGCGAAUGACCUACUCCCUCCCACACCACCCGCCGAGCCAGCUUCACCACUUAAGCGCACAACAUCCCACAAAGAAGCAAAUGAUCCGUUUUCCGGCGCCACCGUCCGUGCUCUCCGACUCAAGCCAAUCCAGACCAUCCCCGGGGACAGCACGUGCGCGUCUGCGAUCGAAGUCAUGCGCGACAAGGGUUUUGACCAGCUUCCCGUGACAUCAAAGAAGGGCAAGCGAUUGAUCGGACUGGUCACGCUGGGCAACUUGCUGUCGAGGAUAUCGCAUGGCCGUGCCAAAGCGAACAGUCCCGUGUCGGAGGUCAUGUUCGACUUCAGCAAUAUCUCGGAAGUGGUGACUGAUCCAAGGGAUUUCGGGUCCGGCUUGAAGGGGAAGUCUGCUGGUCAGAACGGCGAGACGAAUGGUACAAACGGUCACCAUGAGUCCAUUAAGGGAGGACGAAAGAAAGAAUUCGCAGAGAUCACGAUGGACACGCCACUGAGCGCGCUGAAUCGAUUUCUGGAGUACCAAAGCGCUGCGAUUGUAACCGAGAGAGACCAGUCCGCUAUAGGAGGCAGCAAUAAGGGUGCAUUGAAGCCCAUCGGGAUAGUGACCAAAGUCGACUUGUUGACGUGGAUGGUGAGCCAGCAUAAGAUUUGA
Molecule: messenger RNA, 1530 nt
Organism: Cyphellophora attinorum
Lineage: Eukaryota; Fungi; Ascomycota; Eurotiomycetes; Chaetothyriales; Cyphellophoraceae
Product: Cystathionine beta-synthase
Exons: 2
Coding region: 1-1530 (509 amino acids)
Cellular component (GO): cytoplasm
Molecular function (GO): cystathionine beta-synthase activity; cysteine synthase activity
Source: RefSeq, a predicted model, not a curated record